AUGUCGCAUCAGGGAUCCAAAUUACCCAUCUUCAAUAAAUCCAAGUCGAGUGAUAAUUUGGAAACAGUCGAUACCAGCUGGCAUGAUCCUCCAGUGGACAAGGGCAGGUGUGCGCUUCAAUAUUUGGGUUUUGCCACGUCGUUCGGAGUGUUACUCAAUUUUUACCAAGAUGAUCCACGUAGCCCAAUAAAGUCGGAUCCAGAUGCCAAGGCUAUACUGACUCUUGUUGGAACAGUUAACACUGGUAUCAUGUCUACAACAGCACCAUUGGUCUCGUUUUGGAUAGCAAAGAAGCCAGGCAUAAGACGUCCAAUGAUGUAUUCUGGUCUGCUUGUAUGCACACUGAGUUUAUUCCUGUCUGCUUAUGCUACUUCUGCUUUUCACAUUCUCUUGAGCCAAGGGAUCGGAUACGGUUUUGGCGGAUGCGCAUUAUAUUUUUCUGCACUAUCUCAUCUUCCGGAAUGGUUCGAAGUAAGAAGGGGACUCGCAAACGGAGUGGUUGUCACGGGAACCGGCUUGGGAGGCUUUGUCUUUCCGCUCUUGUUAGACAGUCUUCUUGCGAAGUAUAACGCAAAAUUUGCCUUGCAAGUUAUCGUGAGUGGCUAUUCGUACUUUGAGCGAUCUGUAGGUAAAACUUGA
Puccinia triticina is the source of this 639-nucleotide messenger RNA. RefSeq lists its product as uncharacterized. Gene Ontology annotation, cellular component: fungal-type vacuole membrane. Lineage: Eukaryota; Fungi; Basidiomycota; Pucciniomycetes; Pucciniales; Pucciniaceae. The transcript has 6 exons. Gene Ontology annotation, molecular function: transmembrane transporter activity. The record is from RefSeq and is a predicted model, not a curated record. The coding region runs from base 1 to 639 and encodes 212 amino acids. Gene Ontology annotation, biological process: transmembrane transport.